AUGGAUUCAUAUCGCCCUUCUGGAGAGAAUCGUCGUCCUUACCGGGACAGCGACUCUUAUCGGCCCCGCCACUACGAACCUCCUCCCCCACCUUGGGCUCCUUCUAACGCGGGCGGUGGAAUGUAUUACUUCCAAGGCUCACGCGACAGAGAACCAUCAGGGCCGUCCAGCUAUCGUCCGAGGCCUGACUAUCGCAGGGGGCGAUCUCAUCCUCCGCGACGAGAACAAGCCCGCAGACCUCCUCCACCUUUUCCCAAGACAGCAGCAAAUAGACCUCUGCUCAACCUUCGCCAUGACGACUCCACAGAUUCUUCCCUUACAGAUCCCAACUCGACCUCCAAGUCUAAGUUUCGCAACGUUGAUGAGCUCACUGAUAGCGAAGAAGAAGAAAUGGCGCAAUCCGAGGAUGAAGAGUUGGACCGACCAGCCACCAAACGUGCGCGACUAAAUGGGACUGAUCCGACCGUUGCAACUACCGUGCCAAAAUGGUCAAACCCCGAUCCAUACACUGCACUUCCUCCUCCAGCAGAGGCGACUGCCAAACGCAUUGAUGUCGUCAAAUUGAUUCGGAAAGCGCGCAUCGAUGGCGCCCGCAAUCUCGAUAAGGUUGGUACCGCACAUGACUUUAUCUCCUUGGAGGGCGAUGAACACAAGCCCGGUGAACAAUCUGUGUCUCCUCCGCCUCACCCGCAAACUCCCAUCAUCCCCCAAGCAUCGGCUCCUCAAGCGGAGGUCAAAACCACUGUCACAGGCAAGAGAAAACGAGGUGCUUCUCUUGGUGAAGAAACACCGCUACCCCGAUCAGACGACCAAAUCUAUGCCGAUCGACAUGUGCAAGAAAAGUGGAAAGCCACGCCUGGGGUUGAUACGACGCCGUGGUUGGCUGCUCAUCCUCCCAGCGACAUCCCUUUAGUUGCGUUCCACAAAGAGAUCAUUGACUUCUACGAUUGGGUGAAGCCAAAACCUCACGAGGAGGAAGUUCGUGGCGAGGUGUUUCAACGCCUCAAUACCAUCUUACAAAGUUUCAAGUUCGGAGAACUGAAAGCAUUCGGAUCUUAUGCUGCUGGGCUGUACUUGCCUACCGGAGAUAUGGACCUUGUCUACUUGACUCGCAACUUUAGGCCUGGCCGAUUUUCCCAGGAAGACGCGAGGCGACUUGUUUACGACUGCGCCAGGUUCCUGAGGGGGAAAAACGUUGCUCAAGGAGCCAUCGUACCCAUCCCCAAGGCCAAAGUACCGAUAAUCAAGUUUGUUGACAGGAUCAGCGGUCUCAAGAUUGAUCUCUCUUUCGACAACGACACUGGCGUUGUCGCUAUUGAUACAUUCCACAAAUGGAGGCAAGAAUACCCUGUCAUGCCUAUAAUUGUGUCGGUGGUGAAGCAAUAUCUGAUGAUCCGAGGGUUAAAUGAUGUUUCAACUGGUGGUUUGGGUGGCUUUUCGACUAUUUGUUUGGUCACCAGCCUCCUUCAACAUCUACCUGCUCUUAAGCAGCCAAUCAAUCUUGGCGAUGUCCUACUGGAGUUCUUUAACUACUACGGAAACCUCUUUGAUAAGAAAUCGGUGAUAAUCCGACUCGAUCCCCCUGGAUAUUUAAACAAGACGUCUUACCGGCCUCGGUUCGAUGACAGAGAAGUGAGACGACUGACUAUCAUUGAUCCGCAUCGCGCAGAUAACAACAUCUCUGGAGGGACUAAGGAAAUUGAUAAGAUCUUCAAAUGCUUCUCCGAAGCAUACAAGGCCCUUACAAGUCGACUUUCCGCCUAUGAAAGACGAAAUCCACAGGCUCCUCAGGGCAGCUUUUUGGAAUGUCUCAUUGGUGGUAACUUCACGUUGUACGAUUUACAGAGAAAGAAAUUGCGUGGCCUCUGUUCCAAUGAUCACGAUAACGUUGCAAAGAAGGGGGGAUAUGCGUCUGGCGUGUCUUAUCGACCAGCUGUUGUCGAUGCACGUGACAAACAGAAUGAUCUUCGAGAUGAAUCUGGCAUCUUCGCAGAGAGAACAGCUGCACCAACGAAGAAGUUUGGUAAAGGCGAGAGAAGAGCGAAGCGACUCAAGCACCUACGACCCGACCUUGCCCCAUCGAUACGGAAUACUAUUAGCCUCAUCGAUGCCUUGAAGAUCGGAGGCUACAAAACACCAGAAGAGAUGGACAAUGACCUCCAGGUACGAGAAGCGGCGGCGGCGAAGAUUGCUGCAGCUAGAGUCAAAUGA
Messenger RNA from Cladophialophora psammophila CBS 110553, 2211 nucleotides. RefSeq lists its product as uncharacterized. Gene Ontology annotation, biological process: RNA 3'-end processing. The coding region runs from base 1 to 2211 and encodes 736 amino acids. The transcript has 4 exons. Gene Ontology annotation, molecular function: poly(A) RNA polymerase activity; mRNA binding. Lineage: Eukaryota; Fungi; Ascomycota; Eurotiomycetes; Chaetothyriales; Herpotrichiellaceae. Gene Ontology annotation, cellular component: TRAMP complex; nucleolus. The record is from RefSeq and is a predicted model, not a curated record.